Homo sapiens (human) is the source of this 2866-nucleotide messenger RNA. RefSeq names its product mutL homolog 1 (gene MLH1). The coding region runs from base 1126 to 2673 and encodes 515 amino acids. Gene Ontology annotation, molecular function: mismatched DNA binding; guanine/thymine mispair binding; ATP binding. Gene Ontology annotation, biological process: positive regulation of isotype switching to IgA isotypes; positive regulation of isotype switching to IgG isotypes; mismatch repair. Lineage: Eukaryota; Metazoa; Chordata; Mammalia; Primates; Hominidae. The transcript has 20 exons. Gene Ontology annotation, cellular component: male germ cell nucleus; chiasma; nucleus. The record is from RefSeq and is marked reviewed.
AGACGUUUCCUUGGCUCUUCUGGCGCCAAAAUGUCGUUCGUGGCAGGGGUUAUUCGGCGGCUGGACGAGACAGUGGUGAACCGCAUCGCGGCGGGGGAAGUUAUCCAGCGGCCAGCUAAUGCUAUCAAAGAGAUGAUUGAGAACUGGUACGGAGGGAGUCGAGCCGGGCUCACUUAAGGGCUACGACUUAACGGGCCGCGUCACUCAAUGGCGCGGACACGCCUCUUUGCCCGGGCAGAGGCAUGUACAGCGCAUGCCCACAACGGCGGAGGCCGCCGGGUUCCCUGACGUGCCAGUCAGGCCUUCUCCUUUUCCGCAGACCGUGUGUUUCUUUACCGCUCUCCCCCGAGACCUUUUAAGGGUUGUUUGGAGUUUUAGAUGCAAAAUCCACAAGUAUUCAAGUGAUUGUUAAAGAGGGAGGCCUGAAGUUGAUUCAGAUCCAAGACAAUGGCACCGGGAUCAGGAACAAUAUACGCAAAGACUAUUAAAUGGAAGCAUACCUGACAUGUUAAAGGACUAUCAAGGAGGCCAGUUUGUCUAGAGGCUGAAAAGGAAAGAGUAAUAGGAGAUGAGGUCUGAGUGAAAACACGUAAAUCCUUGUGGGCCAAGAAAGAAGAUCUGGAUAUUGUAUGUGAAAGGUUCACUACUAGUAAACUGCAGUCCUUUGAGGAUUUAGCCAGUAUUUCUACCUAUGGCUUUCGAGGUGAGGCUUUGGCCAGCAUAAGCCAUGUGGCUCAUGUUACUAUUACAACGAAAACAGCUGAUGGAAAGUGUGCAUACAGAGCAAGUUACUCAGAUGGAAAACUGAAAGCCCCUCCUAAACCAUGUGCUGGCAAUCAAGGGACCCAGAUCACGGUGGAGGACCUUUUUUACAACAUAGCCACGAGGAGAAAAGCUUUAAAAAAUCCAAGUGAAGAAUAUGGGAAAAUUUUGGAAGUUGUUGGCAGGUAUUCAGUACACAAUGCAGGCAUUAGUUUCUCAGUUAAAAAACAAGGAGAGACAGUAGCUGAUGUUAGGACACUACCCAAUGCCUCAACCGUGGACAAUAUUCGCUCCAUCUUUGGAAAUGCUGUUAGUCGAGAACUGAUAGAAAUUGGAUGUGAGGAUAAAACCCUAGCCUUCAAAAUGAAUGGUUACAUAUCCAAUGCAAACUACUCAGUGAAGAAGUGCAUCUUCUUACUCUUCAUCAACCAUCGUCUGGUAGAAUCAACUUCCUUGAGAAAAGCCAUAGAAACAGUGUAUGCAGCCUAUUUGCCCAAAAACACACACCCAUUCCUGUACCUCAGUUUAGAAAUCAGUCCCCAGAAUGUGGAUGUUAAUGUGCACCCCACAAAGCAUGAAGUUCACUUCCUGCACGAGGAGAGCAUCCUGGAGCGGGUGCAGCAGCACAUCGAGAGCAAGCUCCUGGGCUCCAAUUCCUCCAGGAUGUACUUCACCCAGACUUUGCUACCAGGACUUGCUGGCCCCUCUGGGGAGAUGGUUAAAUCCACAACAAGUCUGACCUCGUCUUCUACUUCUGGAAGUAGUGAUAAGGUCUAUGCCCACCAGAUGGUUCGUACAGAUUCCCGGGAACAGAAGCUUGAUGCAUUUCUGCAGCCUCUGAGCAAACCCCUGUCCAGUCAGCCCCAGGCCAUUGUCACAGAGGAUAAGACAGAUAUUUCUAGUGGCAGGGCUAGGCAGCAAGAUGAGGAGAUGCUUGAACUCCCAGCCCCUGCUGAAGUGGCUGCCAAAAAUCAGAGCUUGGAGGGGGAUACAACAAAGGGGACUUCAGAAAUGUCAGAGAAGAGAGGACCUACUUCCAGCAACCCCAGAAAGAGACAUCGGGAAGAUUCUGAUGUGGAAAUGGUGGAAGAUGAUUCCCGAAAGGAAAUGACUGCAGCUUGUACCCCCCGGAGAAGGAUCAUUAACCUCACUAGUGUUUUGAGUCUCCAGGAAGAAAUUAAUGAGCAGGGACAUGAGGUUCUCCGGGAGAUGUUGCAUAACCACUCCUUCGUGGGCUGUGUGAAUCCUCAGUGGGCCUUGGCACAGCAUCAAACCAAGUUAUACCUUCUCAACACCACCAAGCUUAGUGAAGAACUGUUCUACCAGAUACUCAUUUAUGAUUUUGCCAAUUUUGGUGUUCUCAGGUUAUCGGAGCCAGCACCGCUCUUUGACCUUGCCAUGCUUGCCUUAGAUAGUCCAGAGAGUGGCUGGACAGAGGAAGAUGGUCCCAAAGAAGGACUUGCUGAAUACAUUGUUGAGUUUCUGAAGAAGAAGGCUGAGAUGCUUGCAGACUAUUUCUCUUUGGAAAUUGAUGAGGAAGGGAACCUGAUUGGAUUACCCCUUCUGAUUGACAACUAUGUGCCCCCUUUGGAGGGACUGCCUAUCUUCAUUCUUCGACUAGCCACUGAGGUGAAUUGGGACGAAGAAAAGGAAUGUUUUGAAAGCCUCAGUAAAGAAUGCGCUAUGUUCUAUUCCAUCCGGAAGCAGUACAUAUCUGAGGAGUCGACCCUCUCAGGCCAGCAGAGUGAAGUGCCUGGCUCCAUUCCAAACUCCUGGAAGUGGACUGUGGAACACAUUGUCUAUAAAGCCUUGCGCUCACACAUUCUGCCUCCUAAACAUUUCACAGAAGAUGGAAAUAUCCUGCAGCUUGCUAACCUGCCUGAUCUAUACAAAGUCUUUGAGAGGUGUUAAAUAUGGUUAUUUAUGCACUGUGGGAUGUGUUCUUCUUUCUCUGUAUUCCGAUACAAAGUGUUGUAUCAAAGUGUGAUAUACAAAGUGUACCAACAUAAGUGUUGGUAGCACUUAAGACUUAUACUUGCCUUCUGAUAGUAUUCCUUUAUACACAGUGGAUUGAUUAUAAAUAAAUAGAUGUGUCUUAACAUAA